Messenger RNA from Humulus lupulus (European hop), 2646 nucleotides. RefSeq lists its product as uncharacterized. The transcript has 5 exons. The record is from RefSeq and is a predicted model, not a curated record. NCBI's taxonomy places the organism in Eukaryota, Viridiplantae, Streptophyta, Magnoliopsida, Rosales, Cannabaceae. Bases 1 to 2646 code for a protein of 881 amino acids.
AUGGGUGUGGCUAAUCCCAUUCUUGGUAAUAUGAGAAGGACAAAUUGGGACAGAGUAGCCGUAUUAGGCAUUUGUGGCAGAAGGAUGUCGAAAGUGAAAGGGGGUUCAGUUUACAAGUUGCCCAUCAAGACAGGGAAGACUGGGAUAUUUUAUUCAUUUAGAGCCCAAGACCAUUGUUCUUGUAUUAUUAAAUCUGAGGCUGUUGUUAACCAAGGUCUUACGCCAUUCAGAUUUUUUAACCUGUGGACUGAGCAUGACAGGUUUCCAGCUGUGAACUACACUAAUGCUAAGGAAAAGUUCCAAGAUGCUAAUUUGACUCUCCAAAGGGACCCGCACUCAACAGAGUUACAAAACAAGGAGAGGAUUGCGGGGGAGUUAUUUGCUAAGCAUGCUAAAACUUAUGACAGCUUUCUUAGACAGAAAAGUAAAGUGAAUUGGCUUCGCCAUGGUGAUGACAAUACAUCAUAUUUUCAUGCGUGCCUAAAACAACGAAGGGCCUCUAAUCGGAUAACUUCUUUUAUCAAUGAUUCUGGUCAGUUGGUAGAGAGGUUUAAGGAUGUGGUAGACCAUUUUGUGAGCCACUUUCAAAAGAUAAUGGGGAGUCUGAGUAGUGCUACAAUGCCCAUUCAGGAUUCUUGUUUCAGCUUGGGUCAUAGACUAACCGUAGACCAGCAAAUUGGUCUAAUAAAGCAAUUUACUAGGAAGGAGGUGGAAGAUGCUUUGUUUAGUAUUAAUGCAAUUAAAAGUCCGGGUCCAGAUGGGUAUGGCUCGGGUUUCUUUAAAGCCAUGUGGAAGGAUUUGGGUGCGGAAGUUUCAGUGGCAAUUCUAGAUUUCUUUGAGAAGGGUAUUCUGCCGAAAGAGCUAAAUAUGGCAACCAUUACUUUGAUUCCUAAGGUUGAUACCCCUACCAAAGCAGUAGAUUUUCGUCACAUAGCUUGUUGCAAUACCAUUUACAAAUGCAUAUCUAAGAUGCCUUGUGGUAGAUUGUCGACAGUCCUCCCUAGUCUUAUUAGCCAAAAUCAAGGAGCAUUCGUGCAAAAGAGGUUGUUAGCGCAUAAUAUUAUGAUUCUUCAGGAUAUUAUCAAAGGUUAUAAUAGGAAAAAUAUCUCUCCUAGAUGUGUUCUGAAGAUAGACCUGAGUAAAGCAUAUGACAUGCUUGAUUGGAAAUUUUUAGAAACUAUUCUCUCUACCCUUUGUUAUCCGAAAAGGUUCAUCAAUUGGGUGAUGACUUGUUUAAGGGAUCCUACUUAUUUGAUUUUACUGAAUGGCUUAGCAGCCCUUAAAAAGGAGUUCCGGUUUCACCCAAAGUGUAAAAAUCUGAAGCUUAUUAACUUGUGUUUUGCGGAUGACCUGGUCAUUUUUUGCAAGGGUGAGAAUAAGUCAGUUAUUAAGGACUGUUUCAAUGCAUUUAGCUCGGCUUCUGGUCUAUCAGCCAACAUGGAAAAGUCACAGGUGUACUUUGGGGGCUUGGCUGACAGUGAGAUGAAAAAGCUGCUGCAUAAAAUUCAGUUUAAUGAGGGGUGCUUCCCUCUCAGAUAUCUGGGAGUGCCUAUUCGCACCACUAAAUGGAAGGCAGGAGAUUGCGCUUUGAUUAUUAAAAAGAUUCAACUGAAACUUCACAAUUGGUCAAGUCGUCACCUAUCAUUUGCAGGAAGGGCCCAGCUGAUUAAUUCUGUUCUUCUUAGCAUUAGGACGUUCUGGAUGAGCAUCUUCAUUCUUCCCAAGAGUGUUCUAAUGGAAAUAGACCAGCUUUGUAGAAACUUUCUUUGGGGGCGUAAAGACAAUAGUAGCAAUCGAUGCAAAAUGCAUUUUACAUUGUGGGAUCAAGUUUGCCAGCCUAAAUGCAUGGGGGGUCUUGGUUUUAAGCAUGGGGUUACUUGGAACAUAGUUCUUCUUGCUAAAUUUGUGUGGGCUGUUUCUUCUAAGCAAGACAUAUUGUGGGUGAAAUGGAUUGACUCCAUUUACCUUAAGGGGCAGGAUUUUUGGAGCCAUAAAGUCCAGCAGGAUGCGAGUUGGUAUUGGAAGAAGAUAGCUAAUAUGAGAGAUAUUUUUUCUUCUCAGAGUUUGGACGAAGCAAUCAGAAACAAUAAGAUUAGUGUGCGAGUUCUCUAUAACAGGUUGCUGAAUACUAGAAAGGUUUAUUUUGCUAAUGUGGUUUGGUGUUCCCUAGCAGUGCCUAAACAUAGAUUUAUCUUUUGGCAAGCUGCUCUUGGUCACCUGCUCACUAGAGACAAGUUACAGAUGUGCCAUUUGCAUUUAACUUCUGCUAUGUGUCCGGUUUGUGAAGAGUUUCAGGAGUCCCAUUCACAUUUGUUUUUUGCUUGUUCUUUCUCUCAUCAACUGAGAACCAGAUUGGAGAGCUGGCUGGGAAAAGAUGCUUGGCUGAGUAGGUAUGAUGACUGGCAUUCGUGGAUGAUGGGCAAGCCUAAGGGUCUAUUGCAAAGAUUUGCUGCUGCAUCAUUGGCAGCUGUUGUUUAUCUGAUAUGGAGAAAUAGGAACAAGUGUUUGUUUGAGUUAAGCUCUUGGUCUAUUGACUACGUUAUUCAACAGAUUAGAUGUUAUGUAAAGGUUAGGCUUACUAGGAUUCCUAAGAUAAAAAUCAAUCAUUGGGAUAUAGCUGUGUUUGAUUACCUGAUGCAUUUGUAA